Molecule: messenger RNA, 918 nt
Organism: Helianthus annuus (common sunflower)
Lineage: Eukaryota; Viridiplantae; Streptophyta; Magnoliopsida; Asterales; Asteraceae
Product: glycine cleavage system H protein 2, mitochondrial
Exons: 3
Coding region: 191-658 (155 amino acids)
Biological process (GO): glycine decarboxylation via glycine cleavage system; protein lipoylation
Cellular component (GO): cytoplasm; glycine cleavage complex; mitochondrion
Source: RefSeq, a predicted model, not a curated record
AAAUAAGUGAAUCACGAACAAACAACCCAGUCGGUCAUAGAAAACUUAAAAAAAAAAAAAAAAAAAAAAGAGAAAAAACAAUAAAAGCUGGUGGGAUAGUGAGAAAGUGCAGAGCACACAGAGACACACUCAAAAACACUUUUGUAUCGAGAAAAGGGGGAAUCAGUUGGUUGGUGAAUCACAGGCGGCGAUGGCAUCAAGACUCUGGGCAUCUAAAGCUGCUUCAUACCUCAAGAUCUCUACCUUCAACUUCAACAGAGGCUUUGCUUCCGUGGUGAAGGAUUUGAAGUAUGCUGAGUCUCACGAAUGGGUCAAAGUAGAUGGUAAGUCAGCCACCGUUGGCAUCACAGACCAUGCCCAGGAUCACCUAGGAGACGUGGUCUACGUUGAAUUACCAGAGGUUGGAGCCGCUGUGACUCAAGGCAGCAGUUUUGGUGCGGUGGAGAGCGUAAAGGCCACUAGCGAUAUUAAUUCCCCUGUUUCAGGAAAGGUUGUUGAAGUCAAUGAAGAGCUCACUAGCUCACCUGGCUUGGUUAAUGGAAGCCCGUAUGAGAAUGGUUGGAUCAUAAAGGUGGAGAUAAGUGACACUAAUGAGGUAAACUCGUUAAUGGACUCUGAACAGUAUUCAAAGUUCUGUGAAGAAGAAGAUAAUCACUAGACUCAACGAUGUAUGUCGGUUCAGAUGUGUGAUUUACUUCUUGUCAUGUGGGAUUCAACUUGUUUUUGUUUUUUUUUUUUUUGUUUUGUACGUUAUGUCGUUUUGCAUUCGGGUUUUAUUGAUUGCAGUUUUUUUGCUUGAAAUGUUUGAUUGCACAUGGGUUUUAGUUCAUUGACCUAAAGGCUAAAUGCAUUCCGAGACGUCGUUUGUCAGCUAUCGGAUAUGGUUUUCAUAUACCGGUCUGAUUUUUCACAGUUUGA